Molecule: messenger RNA, 1561 nt
Organism: Cydia pomonella (codling moth)
Lineage: Eukaryota; Metazoa; Arthropoda; Insecta; Lepidoptera; Tortricidae
Product: cathepsin B-like
Exons: 1
Coding region: 118-1125 (335 amino acids)
Biological process (GO): regulation of catalytic activity
Cellular component (GO): lysosome
Molecular function (GO): cysteine-type endopeptidase activity
Source: RefSeq, a predicted model, not a curated record
GCCAGCUUACGCAUGAAAAUUAAAUAUGGCAUGUAACAUAUUAUGCUACAUACGUCAGUGACUAUUAAGUAUUUAAACACCAUGAUAUAGACUUGGACCUGUAGAAAAAGCCGAAACAUGUCACUGUCGAUCGCAGUCGGAACAUUAUUCUUUGUUGCUUUUGUAGCAGCAAAGAGUUCUUUUCACCCACUCUCCGAUGAGUUUAUAUCUGACAUAAACUCGAAACAAAGUUCCUGGAAAGCUGGCCGAAACUUCCCAUUGGACACUCCUCUUACUUACAUCAGGCGACUAAUGGGAGCACUCGAGAAUCCAUCGCCCAUGCUCCCCGUCAAAACCUACGACGCUGAUUUAAUAGCCAGUCUACCGGAAAACUUCGAUUCUAGACAAAAAUGGCCGAAUUGCCCGAGUUUGUACGAUAUCAGAGACCAGGGAUCGUGUGGAAGCUGCUGGGCUUUCGGCGCCGUCGAAGCCAUGACCGACAGAGUCUGCAUUUACUCGAACGGCACUAAACAGUUCCACUUUUCAGCUCAAGACCUGGUCAGUUGCUGCCCGGAUUGUGGAAGUGGUUGUCAAGGUGGAUAUUUAGAUAAAGCGUGGAAAUACUGGCAGGAAGUAGGCAUUGUAUCUGGAGGGCCGUAUCAUUCGAGCCAGGGCUGCAGGACUUACGAGAUCGCUCCCUGCGAGCACGCCGUAGACGGCCCCAGGCCGAAGUGUCAUGAAGAGGAAAAUACUCCGGCCUGCGUGAAUAAGUGUGAAGCUGGUUACGACAUAGAGUAUAACCAGGACAAGCACCGAGCCAAGCAAGUUUAUAUGCUUAAGGGAGAAGAUGACAUUAAAGCGGAAUUAUAUAAAAAUGGCCCUGUUGAAGCUAGUUUUAUAGCAUACGAGGAUUUCGUUCAUUAUAAAAGCGGCGUAUAUUCUUACACAUCAGGAGAAAAGCAUGGUGGUCACGACAUUAAAAUCUUGGGAUGGGGCGUGGAGAACGGCCAGAAGUACUGGCUGUGUGCCAAUUCGUGGAACAGCGACUGGGGAGACAAGGGCUACUUCAAGAUUCUCCGAGGUGAGAACCACUGCGGCAUCGAGGGCCGCGUUGCAGCCGGGGAACCCGACUUAGAUGUAUUUUAAAUACCUACAAAUGUAGCUCCUAACUCUUAAAAAUUUAUAUUAACAUUUUAAAUAAAAAAGAAAAAUCUAACAUGUUUUUCUGUCAAGUCACGCGUAAAGUAAUCAAUACUUACGCCAAAUUGGCAAAUCUAUUUUCCUAGGGACUUCGGGGAUCCGUGACCAGAAAGAGACAAACGGAACCCUAAGCUCCUACCCUCUAUCCGUCAGGGAAAUGUAAUGUAAUGUUUCAUGAUAAAUAACACCAUCCAUCUGUUCCUUCACAGUUGUGUUGUUGUUGUUCGGUGAAAGAAAACAUCGUGAGGAAACCGGACUAAUCCCAAUAAGGCUUAGUUUACCCUCUGGAUUGGAAGGUCAGAUAGCAGUCGCUUUCGUAAAAACUAGUGCCUACACCAAAUCUUGGGAUUAGUUGUCAAGCGGACCCCAGGCUCCCAUUUUU